Rotaria sordida is the source of this 591-nucleotide messenger RNA. NCBI's taxonomy places the organism in Eukaryota, Metazoa, Rotifera, Eurotatoria, Philodinida, Philodinidae. The record is from the annotation of a GenBank genome assembly.
AUGAUGUUAUCAUUUAUUCGUAAACGAUUUCCAUCAAAAGAUCGGAGUAAUGAACAUCUUCAAAAUGUUAAAUCGAACUAUAUUCAAAAUGAAUAUCAGGAUAAUGGUAAUCAAAUGAAUAAAACCGAAUCUACAAAUGAUUUGAAUGUUAAUAAUAAUGAAAAUAAGAAAAAAAAUAAAAAUAAAAAUAAAAAUAAAAAAAAAAAUAAAAAAAGAUCUUCAUUAACUCAGGAUGAAUUUAGUUUUUGUUCAAAUGCUUUACCAAUUGUUAAUCAAAUAAAUAAAUCUUAUUCUGAUGUUGAUUAUUUUCCAAUGAUGCCUGGAGCUUUAUCGAAAUCGAUCAAUAAUGAUAAUGAGUCGAUUAAUCGUGAUUCAUUAUCUGAUUGUUAUUUAAAUCUAUCGGAAAGUAUACAAACGACGCAUCAUAUGAAUUAUAUAGAAACUUCACAAAUAAACUCACGACUAUUUCAAAUUCCAGUGAUCGAUUGUCGUCAAGAACAACAAAUAUCAAAUUAUAAAGAUGUUGAUCAUCAACGAACUAAAGCACUUAGACAAGUAACAGAAGAACGUACACAAAAAAGGAUCAGUUAA